AUGCCGCGCGCCACCGAGUGUGGUGUGGAUGUUGAGAGCAUCAAGGCCUACGUCGACUCGUUCAGGGUGGGCGCACCCCCACACGGCGGCUGCGGCGUCGGCCUGGAGCGCGUGGUUAUGCUCUACUGCGGCCUCAACAACAUCCGAAAGACGGCCAUGUUCCCCCGCGACCCCAAGCGCCUCGAGCCCUAG
Molecule: messenger RNA, 192 nt
Organism: Monoraphidium neglectum
Lineage: Eukaryota; Viridiplantae; Chlorophyta; Chlorophyceae; Sphaeropleales; Selenastraceae
Product: aspartyl-tRNA synthetase
Exons: 4
Coding region: 1-192 (63 amino acids)
Biological process (GO): aspartyl-tRNA aminoacylation
Cellular component (GO): cytosol; aminoacyl-tRNA synthetase multienzyme complex; cytoplasm
Molecular function (GO): RNA binding; aspartate-tRNA ligase activity; ATP binding
Source: RefSeq, a predicted model, not a curated record